Molecule: messenger RNA, 1032 nt
Organism: Lycium ferocissimum
Lineage: Eukaryota; Viridiplantae; Streptophyta; Magnoliopsida; Solanales; Solanaceae
Product: bZIP transcription factor 50
Exons: 3
Coding region: 43-843 (266 amino acids)
Biological process (GO): regulation of DNA-templated transcription
Molecular function (GO): DNA-binding transcription factor activity
Source: RefSeq, a predicted model, not a curated record
CAAUCAAUCAUCCCAUCCGCGUAAAUAAUAGAAGAAUAGGCGAUGGUCGACAACAUGGAUGAUGUCGUAGCACAAAUCAAUUGGGACGAUGUAGAUCACAUAUUCCACGACAAUUAUGAGCCGACAAUGGAGGAUAUCGAGCAGCUUCUCAUGAACGACGACGAUGUCUCGGCUGAUCCUCAAUUUGCUGCCGACUUUCUUUCCGAUCUGCUGGUCGAUCAUUCUCCCUCUGCUGAAGCCGUCGAUUCCAAGGUUUCCAGUGGCUCCGAGGACGACAAAGACAAGAACAAGGUUUCCCAGUCGCCGUCUGAAGGGGAGGAGGCUUCUGACCAACUGAACAACGAUGACCCCCUCGAUAAGAAGCGAAAGAGGCAAUUGAGGAACAGAGAUGCAGCUGUGAGGUCACGAGAGAGGAAGAAGUUGUAUGUCAGGGAUCUUGAGUUGAAGAGUAGAUACUUCGAAUCGGAAUGCAAGAGGCUGGGGUUUGUUCUCCAGUGUUGUCUUGCGGAAAAUCAAGCUUUACGCUUCUCUUUGCAGAAUAGCAGUGCUAAUGGUGUUUCUAUGACCAAGCAGGAGUCUGCCGUGCUCUUGUUGGAAUCCCUGCUGUUGGGUUCCCUGCUUUGGUUCCUGGGCAUCACAUGCCUGCUCAUUCUACCCAGCCAAACCUGGUCAAGUCCAGAAGAAAAUCUGGGAAGCAGAAACCACGGGCUUCUGGUUCCGAUAAAGGAAGGAAAUAAGACCAGUCAGAUUUUGGUGUUCGUGUCCUUCAUGAUGGGCAAAAGAUGCAAAGCUUCAAGAUCGAGGAUGAAGUUCAACCCCCAUUCUUUGGGAAUUGUGGUGUGACUCGUUGUGAUCAGAUCCUUUCCCUUAGGUGGAUCGAUGGUUCUUUUGAGUUCUUUAGUUUGUAUCAGAGAUUUUCUGUAUAAGUCUUGCUUUGACAUCUGAAGGACGUUGUUCCCUGUUAUUAAUUAAUGACUUAUGAGCUGUAUUUAGAUUUAUGCUUCUUUUUAACAGUUCCAGCCGAAAUUUGCU